Molecule: messenger RNA, 5280 nt
Organism: Seminavis robusta
Lineage: Eukaryota; Bacillariophyta; Bacillariophyceae; Naviculales; Naviculaceae
Source: the annotation of a GenBank genome assembly
AGUACCUGGUGUUGCCCAGAUUCCUAGCUGUGUUUCUUCGUAAAUAAAGGAUCGCGUUCUUUUAAAAAGUUCCAACGUUCCAUCCAACAACGAACGUGUUUGGCUACAACAGCCAUUCACUUGCUUCCCCCGAGAGCUCUCGUGGUAGCGAUCUAGAUCCUCCGAUACCGGUACCUUUUGCUUCAGAUAAUAUCUAUCUUCCCUGAGACUGUACGAACGAGCAGGGGAUCUUCGGAGGUAGCAAAGAGCAAGCACCCGAAGGUAUACCAGUAUUAGCUAUAGUCAGGGCUACCCGAAGAGUCAAUCAAGUUAAGUCUGGGUAGCAUAUUAUCCAUCGAUCCAACGAUCCAACCCAACAACAGCAACAACCAGCAGCAACACGUACUCAACUCCGCCAACAAGCAAUUACUUCCGCCUCAAUUAUUUAUUAUUAUUAAAAGACAGACAGCCAGAUAGAUAGAUGAUUCCGCCACCCGCCAACCCGACCAAAGGCGGCCCCAGUCGCACGAACAGUGGUGCCAGCAAUGUGAGUCGAGACAGCAGCAGUAGCACCCCUGCCAAGCCCAAGGAAGAACGGCGGCAAUCUCGGAUGCAACAAAUGGAAAUGAUGGAAGCGGCUGCCCGAGGGACUACUCCUGCCAUGCAACUGGAGCCUGUCGUGGCAGCUCCGACGACGACAUCCGGAUUACGGUCCCGAAAUACAUCGUCUCAUAGUACGUCGGUCCUCUCGAAUAGUUCGGUCGAAGCACGGCGCUUUUUAUCGGGAGAAGAAGAAGAUUACGUCAAUGGUACACCCAUGCAUCCAUCUACCAUUCAAAUUGGACCAAGGGGGACGUCCUCCACAGGAACCAGCUCUCUCUUUAACCAACACGAAUUGUACUCGGUCGAUCAGUCGGUCAAUCUCAUGGAUCCCGCCACAGAGACGUAUACUCCUUCGCCCAGCAAGACAAAAACAUCCUUUGUCGAUAUCUUUUUGGGUGGGGCUGGAACCACCACGGGAUCUGGAAAUGCCAAAGGAAGAGGAUCCGUACAUACCACAUGGCAACAAAGUGUUUUGGGAAGAUUCGUCAUUCUCUUUGCAUUCAUCUCCUUUGGCGUCUUUCUCUCUGUAUCGGUAUCUUUCUUGACGACGACUGACACGGACGAUAGUAGUACUGCCAAGGGAUUUGUCAAAACGGGUAAUCGAUGUGACGAUAUCAAGACGUUUCUAUUACUCAACAGUGCCUCACACACGGAAUAUCUAUCCGAUCAGUCCACCAGUGCCUAUCAUGCGCUGCGGUGGCUCUGCAAAACCGACGCUGCCAAAUUACCCGCCGAUCACGAUGAAAUACUCGCACGAUUUGCACUCGCCAGUUUUUAUUAUGCCACACACCCGGAUGCCGCUUCGCAACAUUCCAGUGGAACGGUCGCAACCAUUGAUUCCGGAUGGAAACGCGAUACCAAAUGGAUGUCCAAAGCCAGUGUGUGCGACUGGUACGGCGUCGAGUGCGAAGCCGUCGACACGCGAAACAAUCACAAGGAUGUCGUGCAUUUCAAUCUCACAAACAAUCAAAUGCAAGGGACCAUUCCACUAGAAAUCAAAUCACUCAGCAACAUGGUAUUGCUCGAUCUAUCGGACAAUCAACUAUCGGGAACCAUCCCCGCAUCCGUAUGUCGCAUGUUCCAAAUCACUUACUUGAUGCUACAAAAAAAUCAAUUGUCGGGGAGUAUUCCGACGCAUAUUGGUAUGAUGGAGGGAGCCUACGAAAUUUAUCUACACCACAACAAUCUCGAAGGGACCAUACCCUCGUCCAUUGCCAAAUUAUCCAACUUGAAGGGACUCUUUUUGGAAGAUAACCAAUUGGCUGGGUCCAUCCCGGAUUUGUCCGGACUCGCGGGGUUGAAUCAUCUCAACCUGCAAAACAACAGCUUGACAAGUGCCAUGCCGUUCUCGAUUGCAAAACUGACCAAUCUUCAUGAUCUGAGGCUGAAUUUGAAUAAACUGACCGGAACGAUUCUUCCCGAAAUGGCCACCAACAAAAAACUCCAGUUGUUGUAUCUGGGGAACAACCUCAUGACGGGCAAAAUUCCAGAGAUCUUUGACGACUUGCGAACGUUGACCGAUUUGGAGCUGCACAACAAUAUUUUCACUGGUGCACUCCCAACGACGUUUCGGUAUCUUACGAGCUUACGGAGGCUCACGGUGGACGCAAACAAGCUAGCCGGAAAGCUGCCGCCAGAGUGGGGAGAAAUGACAGAUCUGGAGGCGCUGGGUAUGCACCACAACCGAAUUAUAGGGUCAAUCCCUUCUCAGUUCAGCGGGAUGACAAACUUGGCCCACAUCUUUCUGAAUCACAACUUUCUGCAAGGGGAACUCCCCUCUGAGCUGGCUGCUCUGACAAAGCUAAAAGAUCUGUACCUUGAAAGCAACGCCUUCAAAGGCAAAAUACCAACGCAGAUGGCAAAACUGACGAGACUUGAGAGCUUUCGGAUUUUCAAUACUGACGUAACAGGGACCAUGCCGAGAGAACUCUGCGACAUGAAAGAGAAGUACGACAAGCUUAAAGAUCUCGAGGCAAGCUGCAACCAGAAAUUCAAGUGCGCCUGUUGUACAGAAUGUCACUGAGGGGUCGAGUACCGUACCUUCCUUGUGGGCUUCUAAGAUUGUCCUUGCACGAUGAAGUCAGUCGUUGCACCUCCGCUCCAGAACCUGCUUUCCUCGAAGUUGCAAGACUUGUAACAAGAUUCUAUCGUAUUACGAAACACCAAGAGGCGAUCAGUCAAGCGGAAACAAAGUGAACUCCAGCCACCGAGGACAUGGCGGCACACGAGUCUCUGUGUCGGCGGUCGACCCGAAGAUACCACUAAGUACGAAAGACAGUUUGUUCGGAGCCUGCUUCCCUAUACUCUAAUUGAUCCAAGUCAGGUGGCUAAAAGUGUCCUUCGUGUGAAACCAUAAUCUCAAUGGAUGGCUGUUGAAACUGAAACUGCACCAGUAGUAGCUACAACAUCAACUAAGAGGUGGGGGUUCGAAGAAGCCAAACCGUUCUCAACUGUCGGCCCCAACUUGUAUUUGUCAACCAAUUGAAUCUAGAUUAUUGUGCCAACUUGAAGAAAACUCAAGGGGGGGGGGACUCUGGCCUCUUCAGAACAAGGCGGCUUCCAACAGCACCAUCAGGCCAACACAGAAACCACUCUCAACAGUAUCGUUUUAGAAUAAAUGUAGUCACACAAGCAAACAGCUUCAUAGCUGGCUCUCUGCAUGCCUUUCCGAAGCCUAGCUAGCUAGAUUCUCUUGGCGGAUGCCAAGGCUACCGUUGCGGCUGCGAACGACAGCUUUUGAAAAGAAUAUGCAAUGACUAGAUUAAUAAUUAAAAAGAUACAACAGUAUCAGCAGCAAGGCCAGCACAGAGACACUCAAAAGCUGCCUAAAAUGCCCCUGCUUCGGCAAGCUCCAAAUCCUCAGCAGCCAUGACAUCAUAGACACAUUGGUCUUUCAAGUCUCCCCAGUGCUCACAGGGCUCCUCAGCAGCUUCCAUGGAAAUGGAAAUGGUGGAUUCACCCAGACGGCGGCGUCCUUCUCUUUCAGGGCCAGGCAUACUGCAUUUCACUGGGUGCUGGGGGAAUCUGUUUGUCUGGAAGAGCUUGGGUUCUGUUUCAAUGACUUGCCAUUCAUUGCCAGAGGCAUCAGGAUCAGUCAUGACAGUGCCAUUGCGGGAAAGCAACUUGCCAGUUCCAAACUCUCCCAAAAGACCCUGGCUGCCUCUGUACUCCUCAGGGCUGGCACCCACAGUCUUGACACUGACCAGGUCCUUGAAAGAUUGAAUAAUAAUCUGCUUUCCCUCUCCAAGCUCAACAGUGAAGAUGUGUUGCUUGGAGUUGACCUUCUUGUGGGUGACAGGGUACUUGUCAUCCAUCUUUUCAAGCUCUGCAUUGGAGACGCCAUCCAACAUGUAGUUACCAUAUUCACCAACCUCCAAGACGCUGUCUCCAAUUUGAACAGCAGCAGACUCAAUGAAAGAGUACUGGUAGCGAGCCUUGGUUCGAAUGUGGAUCGCCAAUCCAGUUCCAUGUCCAAACUUGGGGCUGUCGAUAAAGACCAAGUCACAUUCUCCAUGGAAAUCAAACCACUCUCCAACCCAAGUCUUGAAGUGGGGGUCACCUGUGCCAGCUCCAUCAGUGAUUGGUUCACAAGGAGUGAGGAUAACAGACCAAGAAUUAAGUACUCUUUCGUCACCAUCAACAUCAUCAUUGAUGUGAAGCGUCCAGUAACCUGUUGAUUGGUGCCCAUUGAAAGUAGAGAGAGACUCUUCUGGCUGAACGUCUACUCCAUCAUCAUGACAAAGUGGUUCGAAGAUACCAGCACCAUCAAUACUGUUUUCACUCGAGUCAUCAAAAAGAACAACAAGAUCUUCGCUACCACCACAAUCAUCAUGCUGAAGCCGAAUCAUAUCAACAGGGUCAGUUGUUGGGUCUGGUCCAUCGACAUCAAGCUUGAUGUCAAACAGCAAGCCAGAAGUCCAAGUGUGGGUGAUGUCCACUGAAAUGUCGACGUCACAGAUGUCAAAGGUUGCAUCCACAAAAAUGUUAGAGACGGUUGGUCCAUCGGUGCGUGCGGGAUCCAGUGGAAUUCGUAAGUUACUGUUGGCAGCAUCCGAAGUGUACGUAACAGGUGUAGCAGCCCUUGUGGGAGACAGGCUACCAAGGAGGCCAAGAGCAAUGAGAGAUAGCUUGGUGAACAUGGUGGCGAGCUUGAUGAAAUGUGUGAUGAAAAGCAACAAAGUAGUAGCGCUAGUAGUAUUAGCAGCAGUAGUUGUUGUUUGCUGUUCGUUCCUUCUGUUUUGAUGUCUUUGGACUUUCAAAUUGUGAGAGUUUCUGGCCGGGUGAGGUCAAAGUUGGAGGUUGCUGCUGCUGCGGUACCAGUACCUGGGUUUUCGUCGAGCAACUCUCUCCAGUCUCGUACCGGCCGGUACAUGGACCGGUACAUGGGUCCGCAAGCAGUUUUCAAACCAAAAAUCCAAAACAAAUCACCAACACCUUUCUCACAUCCUCAGCAACACAUAAAUAAGCCUCACCUCUCGAGAAGCCAAUGAGGUCACGAUGUCCUGGCUAACACUUUGAGCAUCUCAAUUCUGGUCAAAGGUUCGUGGGCUGAUUCACGAGCCGAGUAUCAUCUUACUGUGGUACUGUACCAUCGUUUGAAAUUGAGCAUCCGUUCUUUUAGGGUACUGGGACUACUCUAGCUAGCACACUAGAGGUUCCAUUGGAAGCGCAUUCUCCAGCCCUCUCACAUGUAACAGC